GGCUCCGCUCCGCUCCAUGCGGCUGCCCCGGGUGGGCGGCAGCGGCCGGCGCCCCCCGCCCCGGCAUGGCCCGAAUCUCCGUCAAAGAGCACCUGGACGGGAUCCUCUCCGACUUCGAAGCGCUCAAGAAGUCGUUUGAGGCGGAGGAUGGGGACGAGGCGCGCAGCUCCCCCCCAGCGUCCCCGCUGCCACCGAGCAUCGCCGAGAGCCGCCGGCCCCUGCAGCCCAGCCCCUCCCCCGCUGCCAGCCCUGUGCUGCACGGCCGCUGCACCCCCCGAGCCAACGGCCCCGCCGGCUCCGGCAUCACCCGCGCCGCCUCCUUCCAGAGCCACCACGGCUUCGGUGCGGGGCCGGGCAGCGACGGCGAGAGCCUGCGCAGCUCGUCCUCCAGCCUGGAGAGCCCCGCGCCCACCGGGCCCCCCCAGCCCCCCGGCACCCCCCCGGCCCCAGGCCCCGGGCUGAGGAAGGUGCCGUCCCACGGCAGCGUGUUCCCGGCGGAGCCGGAGCAUCCCCUGCGCGGGGUCACGGCCGGCCACGGCUCCCUGCCGGCGCUGGACCUGCACAUCGCCGAGGAGCCGGCCACGGGGACCCCCCCGGCAGAGCCCCCGCCUUGGGGCACCCAGAGCCCCAAGCCCCAGCAUUGUGCCCCCCAGCCCUGCUCCUCCCCAGCCCCGUGCCCUGGCCCCAAGGGGCUGUCGGGGGGGUGGGACGCAGCCCCCUGUGCCCUGCUCCGGCCGCAGCUGCGGAGCAACUCUGCCCCGGCCCCCCAGGCCGCCCCCUUCAAGCUGGUGUCGCAGCCGCAGACGGUGCAAGUGAGCUCCCAGCCAGCCUUCCUGGGGGGGCUGGUGCUGCUGCCAGCCCUGGGCACGCCGGGGGGAGCCAGGAGGAGCCCCCCCUGCGCCGGGCUGGCAGGACGGCGGGGACCCUGUGCCAUGACGGUGGCUCGGCUCGAGGCAGCGGGAGAUGGGUGCUGCAGCCCGGGGACACCCCGCGCAGGGAGCAGCCUGGAGCCCCAGGAGCUCAGCAUGGAGCCGCCGGCUGUGCCGCGGGAGGAGGAGGAGGAGGAGGAGGAGAAGGUGCCCCGCAGCGCGGUGCCCGGCCCGGAGGGGUGUCAGCUCUUCGGUUACGUGGGGAUCGAUGCUGUGCUCGACCAGAUGAAAAUCAAAACCAUGAAGAUGGGCUUCGAGUUCAACAUCAUGGUUGUGGGGCAGAGCGGGCUGGGCAAGUCCACCAUGGUGAACACCCUGUUCAAGUCCAAGGUGAGCCGCAAAGCCUGGCAGCCCGGCCAGCCCCAGCGCAUCCCCCAGACGCUGCAGCUCCAGACCGUCACCCACGUCAUCGAGGAGAAGGGUGUGAAGAUGAAGCUGACGGUGACGGACACGCCAGGGUUUGGGGACCAGAUCAACAACGAGAACUGCUGGGACCCCAUCAUCAAGUACAUCAACGAGCAGUACGAGAGGUACCUGCGGGAGGAGAUCCUCAUCACCCGCAAGAGGAACAUCCCCGACACCCGCGUCCACGGCUGCGUCUACUUCGUCCCCCCCACAGGUCACUGGCUGCGCCCACUUGACCUGGAGUUCAUGCGGCGGCUCAGUAAGAUCGUCAACGUGGUGCCGGUGAUCGCCAAAGCCGACACGCUCACCCUGGAGGAACGGGCAGAGUUCAAGCAGAGGAUCCAGGAGGACCUGAAGGCUCACGCCAUCAGCGUGUACCCGCAGGAGGACUUCGACCAGGACCCGGAUGACAGAGCUCUGAACGACAGCAUUCGGGAGAAGAUCCCCUAUGCCGUGGUGGGCGCAGACCAGGAGCACCAGGUGAACGGCAAGAGGGUGCUGGGCCGCAAGACCAAGUGGGGCAUCGUCGAAGUGGAGAACCCGGCGCACUGCGAGUUCCCCCUCCUGCGGGACCUGCUGAUCCGGUCGCACCUGCAGGACCUGAAGGACAUCACCCACAACGUGCAUUACGAGAGCUACCGCGUGCGGCGGCUGCGCCAGAGCCAGCGCCCGGCGCUCAGCCCCCCCAACGGGCUGCCCCCCAAGGCCGAGGGCAGCGGCGGCCCCUGAGCUGCUGUGCCCGUCCCCUGGGUCCUGCCCGGGGUGAGGAGCCCCCCACGAGUGCCCUGGCUUGAGCUCCCCCCGGCCCCUCACCCGCGUGGGCACAGACCUCCUCCAUCCCAGACCCUGCACAGCAUUAACGGUCAACCCCGAGCCUUCAGCCUUCACCAUCCUCACCCUCCUGCCGGGCCCUCCUCCUCCUGCUGUGCCACCACCUUCCUGCCUGGCUCUGGCUGCAGAGGCUGUGGGGUGCCGCCCCCCCGGUGCCGCCGGGGUGCCGCUGCCCUGCUGGGGCGCGGCGUGGCCGGGGCGGGCAGGGGGCAGGUGCCCUCCCCACGGUCACCCCACCGGCCCUGCCCGCUGACGGCAGCUGCCGCGGACGGACUUUGAGCCGCUUAUCGGCGCCGGAGGUGCCGCCCGGCAGGGUGUGGGGGGGAAACACCCGGCUGCCCCCCUCUAGGGCACCCCCCUGCCAGCGGCACCCCGGCUGCACCCCGCCGGCUGCCGGCCCCGGCGCAGCGCUGGGGAUGAGGGUGCCGGGGUUCCGCUCCCCUCGGGGUGCAGCAGCGUCCCCUUUGUGCCUCCCGCUGCGGGCAGGGCCGUGGCACG
Molecule: messenger RNA, 2663 nt
Organism: Colius striatus (speckled mousebird)
Lineage: Eukaryota; Metazoa; Chordata; Aves; Coliiformes; Coliidae
Gene: SEPTIN12
Product: septin 12
Exons: 13
Coding region: 66-2063 (665 amino acids)
Biological process (GO): cytoskeleton-dependent cytokinesis
Cellular component (GO): septin complex; cell division site; microtubule cytoskeleton
Molecular function (GO): GTP binding; molecular adaptor activity; GTPase activity
Source: RefSeq, a predicted model, not a curated record